AUGUCUUCUGAAACUCCCUCCAACCCCAACACCAGCCCUGGUGCUAGCGACGAUACUCUACCCAAACCUCAGCAGAAUAAGCCAGCAGGAGCGCUCGACCUUGACACCGGAGACGAGCUCGUUCGAUAUCGAAAGCGAUGGUGGCAGUUGUGGAUACCUGCAGGGGUUCCUCCUCCACCUCCCGAGUCGCUCGAUGAUGCCAAAACCAUACCAAUGGUCACUGCAUCUUGGCUCUCCAGACUAACGUAUUCUUGGAUUUCUCCAAUCAUGGUGCUCGGAUUUCAACGGACUUUACAAGCCACGGACUUGUGGAGAGUUGCAAAGGAGCAGGAAGCUGGCUUCGUUUCGGAAAAGCUAGACGCCGCUUGGGAUCGUAGAGCCAAGGCCGCCGACAAUUGGAAUCAAGGACUCCUCAAUGGCCAGAGUAAUCCUUCGCUGCUGAGGCGUGGGGUUUGGAUGAUGAAAUCUCUUGGGAGAGGCCGCCAAUUUCGAGAACAUCAAACCUUGUUGGAGAGGCAAUGGCGUGCGAAGGACGGACGCAGAGAGGCCAGUCUUGCGUGGGCGUUGAAUGACGUUUUGGGGCACAUGUUUUGGUAUGGAGGUGCUUCAAAGGUUCUUGGAGACAUGGGGCAGUUAAUGGGGCCUAUUCUCAUCAAGGCUAUCAUUAACUUUGCAAAAGAGCGCGCCGAAAAAGGUGCAGAUGACGCGCAACGGCCCGCAAUAGGACGAGGGAUUGGCAUGGCGGUAGGGCUCAUUGGAGUUGUGAUAAGCACCUCCAUCUUCCAACAUCAGUUCUUUUGGAGGUCUAUGACGACAGGCGUCCUUGCACGGGCGGCUCUAACAGCCUCGAUGUACAAACGAGGAGUACGACUCACGGGGAAAUCGCGGGUUUCCCUGACCAAUGCCAAAAUUCUGAACCAUCUCUCAACCGACCUCGGUCGUGUCGAUGCGUGUGCCCAAUGCAUGCAGGUAGGUUGUCUAACAUAUGCAUUGCUAUCCACGUUGACUUUGGUUGAUCCCAAAGCAUGGACUGCCCCAAUUCAAGUCAUUGCUUGUCUGAUUAUUUUGCUGACCAUGCUGGGACCGUCUGCUUUGGCGGGAUUUUCGCUUUUUGUGGUCAUAAUUCCCAUCAUGGAACGAGUAAUGGCAGGACAAUAUAAGACUCGGCGAGCAUCGAUGAAGUUCACAGAUCAUCGUGCAAAAGUGUUGCUCGAGGUUUUAAGCUCUAUGCGGGUCGUCAAAUACUUUUGUUACGAGUUGCCGUUUUUAAAGAAAAUAUAUGACAUCCGCGCACAGGAAAUUCAUGGCGUACGCAAGAUACAACACCUUCGUUCCGCUAGUAUUGCGCUAGCAUUCUCGCUUCCUGUUCUUGCAGCCACCCUUUCGUUCGUCACCUACACUCGUCUCACGGCCGGAUUCGACAUCGCUAUCAUUUUCGCUUCAUUUAGUCUUUUCCAACUUCUCCGACAACCCAUGAUGUUCCUACCUCGAGCCCUUUCCAACAUCGCAGACGCCAGGAACGCGCUAAAUCGCCUUACCCGCGUUUUUCAAGCCGAAACUUUCGAUAACGACAAAGCAGCUUUUAUCGUUAAUCCCAACCAAGACCUUGCUCUAAGAAUCCAGGAUGCAUGCUUCAAAUGGGAGUCUCCGUUGAAAGAAGAAGAUAACACCAAUACGAAGGGCGGCAAAGAACCAGAAAAGUUCAAGACCGCUGAACUCGAGGACCAAGAACCUUUCGCCAUCCAGAAUGUGACCAUGCGAAUCCCACGAGGAACUCUUUCUGGUGUAGUGGGACGCGUUGGCUCAGGCAAGUCAAGUUUGAUUCAAGGCUUAAUCGGCGAGAUGCGUCAUACUGGAGGAGAAUUUUCCUUCGGCGGACGGGUUGCAUACUCGCCACAGACAGCGUGGAUCCAAAACGCGACUUUGCGCGACAAUGUACUGUUUGGUCAACCGUUCGACUCCGACAAGUAUUGGCGCGUUAUGGAUGUUGCGUGCCUGUUGCCAGACCUGAAGUUAUUGCCGGAUUCGGACCUGACAGAGAUCGGCGAGAAAGGCAUCAACCUUAGUGGUGGACAAAAGCAACGCGUCAACAUCGCGCGAGCCUUGUACUUUGACGCAGACAUCAUUAUCUUCGACGACCCUCUUUCUGCUGUCGACGCAAACGUCGGAAAACUCUUGUUCCGGAACGCGAUACUAGGCCUCGUUCAACAGGGCAAGACUGUCAUUCUUGUCACCCAUGCACUCCACUUUCUCUCGCAGUGUGACUACAUAUAUACGCUCGAGGCAGGCUCUAUUUCCGAACACGGGACUUACCAAGAACUUAUCACUCGCAAUGGCGAAUUUGCGCGCCUCGACGCGGAGUUCGGGGGUGAGCUUGUGGAGCAGUCGAAAGAGGAUCUAGUCGUGCCACAGGCGACCGUCGAAGAAAUGAUUCAAAAGUCUGAGCAUCUAUCAGGAACUGGGAAAAACCAAGGGAAACUAAUGUCGAAAGAGCGGCGGACCACUGGGUCUGUUUCCUGGGGAGUUUAUGCUACCUAUGUCAAAGCGGGGCGAGGCUUUGUUAGUCUUCCCCUCGUGGCAGUUGCUGUGCUAGGAAUGCAAGCGUGUCAAGUCUUGAACGCUUAUACGUUGGUUUGGUGGCAAGCUAACACGUUCCACCGUUCGUUCUCGUAUUAUCAACUACAAUAUAGCUUGCUUGGUGUAUCCCAAGCUAUAUUCACGUUCUUCAUGGGUAUUGCCGUCGACUUUUUGUCCAUGACUGCAGCGAAAAACCUGCACCACGAUUCUGUCCGCAACAUAUUGUUCGCACCCAUGUCCUACUUCGACACCAUCCCGAUGGGUCGACUAAUCAGUGUUUUUGGGAGGGACAUUGACACUAUUGAUAACCAACUGUCCAUUUCAGUGCGCAUGUCCGUGUUGGUUAUCUCUAAUCUAGCCAGCGCCAUUCUCCUGAUAUCUGUCCUCGAGCACUACUUCAUCAUCGCGGCUGUCAUUAUCAGCCUUGGCUAUAGCUAUUUUGCUUCAUUUUACCGCGCCAGUGCUCGCGAGCUCAAGCGCAUUGAUGCGAUGCUGCGUUCCGUCCUUUACGCUCACAUGUCCGAAUCGCUCACAGGACUCCCAACAAUCCGAAGCUAUGGAGAAAUUCCACGCUUCAUUGAGCAGAAUAAGUAUUACAUUGAUCUUCAGAAUCGAGCUCUAUUUUUAGCCGUGACAAACCAACGAUGGUUAGCAAUAAGACUGGAUGUCUGCGGCGCCCUUAUGGUUUUCAUCGUUGCUGUCUUUGCUGUGGUCGGAGUCUCUGAAAUUACCCCCGCUCAAAUUGGACUUGUUCUAACAUACACAACACAAUUGACCCAACUCUGUGCAAUGGUGACACGGCAGACUGCGGAGUUAGAGAACUAUAUGAACUCAGUUGAACGAGUUGCACAUUAUAGCCGAAAAGAUUUGAUCCCACAAGAAGCGUCCUAUGAAAGUGACCAAGAGCAUAAACCAUCCCCAGAAUGGCCCUCGCACGGUGCAAUCCAGUUCAAAAACGUCGAAAUGAGCUAUCGACAAGGUCUGCCCAAGGUUUUACAUGGUAUUUCAAUGAACAUCCAUGCUGGUGAAAAAAUCGGUGUUGUUGGAAGAACUGGUGCUGGAAAGUCUUCGUUGGCAUUGACAUUGCUGAGAAUAGUCGAGUUCGAGGGUCAGAUACUAGUCGAUGAUGUUGACAUCAGCAAGAUCGGUCUCAAAGACCUGCGUGCUAAUAUCUCGAUUAUUCCACAAGAUCCCACUUUAUUCAGUGGCACUAUUCGCUCGGUGUUGGAUCCCUUUAGUCGCUGUGAAGAUGCACGGUUAUGGGAUGCCCUACGUCGAUCAUACCUUGUCGACUCUGGCACAAACACUCCCAUUUCUGCACUGGACUUGCCAGAUGGGCAGCAACCCCGACAUCACAUUGACCUAGACACCGUCAUUGAAAUCGACGGCGCCAACCUCAGUGUGGGGGAACGCAGUUUACUUAGUUUGGCUCGCGCACUUGUCAAAGACUCGAAAGUUGUCAUUCUUGAUGAGGCCACGGCUUCUGUGGACUUGGUAACAGACCACAAGAUCCAACAGACAAUCCAAACUCAGUUUCGCAACAAAACGUUGUUGUGUAUCGCUCACCGCCUCCGAACCAUCAUUUCGUACGAUAGAAUUCUCGUGCUGGAUGCUGGGAAUAUCGCUGAAUUUGAUACGCCACUGAACCUCUUCCACAAGCCAGAGGGCGUCUUCCGUGGACUUUGCGAUGGAUCUAACAUAACGUCUGCUGACAUUGAAAAGGCAUUGUUGUAUGAUCGAGAUGUUAACAACGACACGUGA
This is a messenger RNA of Mycena indigotica, 4338 nucleotides long. RefSeq names its product ABC protein. Gene Ontology annotation, molecular function: ATP binding; ATP hydrolysis activity; ABC-type transporter activity. The transcript is spliced from 42 exons. Gene Ontology annotation, cellular component: membrane. Lineage: Eukaryota; Fungi; Basidiomycota; Agaricomycetes; Agaricales; Mycenaceae. Gene Ontology annotation, biological process: transmembrane transport. Bases 1 to 4338 code for a protein of 1445 amino acids. The record is from RefSeq and is a predicted model, not a curated record.